Messenger RNA from Brettanomyces bruxellensis, 984 nucleotides. RefSeq lists its product as uncharacterized. The record is from RefSeq and is a predicted model, not a curated record. Gene Ontology annotation, biological process: L-phenylalanine biosynthetic process. Gene Ontology annotation, molecular function: chorismate mutase activity; prephenate dehydratase activity. Gene Ontology annotation, cellular component: cytoplasm. NCBI's taxonomy places the organism in Eukaryota, Fungi, Ascomycota, Pichiomycetes, Pichiales, Pichiaceae. The transcript is spliced from 2 exons. Bases 1 to 984 code for a protein of 327 amino acids.
AUGGUUGAAAUCAAAGUUGCUUAUUUGGGACCACCUGGAACGUAUUCUCAUCAGGCUGCCCGACAACAAUUCGAACCGUAUUCUAUUGAAAACGAGUCGAUCAAUGUUCUAUAUCUUCCACAGCCCAGUAUUUCUGGAUGCUUUAAGGCGAUUGGUGCAGGUCUUUGUGAUUACUCAUUAAUACCGUUUGAGAAUACAUCCAAUGGCCAAGUUGUACUUUCAUAUGAUUUGUUUAGAGACUGGUUUGUUGAGGCAUCUCACAAAAAUUCAGAAGAGUUUACGGAACCGCAAUUUGAGGUUGUUGCAGAACAGUUUGUCGCUAUUCAUCAUAAUCUAAUCAGUUAUGGGUCUGAUCUUAAAGAUAUCGAGAGAAUAUAUUCGCAUCCACAGGUUUGGUCUCAAUGCAACAAGUUUUUAGACCAUCUGGAUGAUAUUGUUGACCAUAAAAUUGAAAGGAUUGAUGUUUCAUCAACUUCAAAAGCAGUCUCAGUUCUUUCAGAUAUAAAGAGUAAAGCUGAAAGGAAAAAAUGUGCGGCAAUAGCAUCAGCCAUGGCCAGUGAGGUUCACGGCGUUCCUAUAGUGAAGACAAGUGUUGAGGAUUUUCAGGGAAAUACAACGAGAUUUUUAGUACUUGGAAAGAAGAAGAAUAGUCCAGUAAAAAUCAAUCCGAUAGUUAACAAAAAGCUUUCUCCAAUGAAAGUUACGCUUCUCACGUUCGUGAUCAAGAACAAUGAUAACUUUGGAAGUCUAUGCAACAUUCUCCAAGUAUUCAAACAGCAUAAUCUUAAUCUCCAAACAAUCACCACACGACCUUCGGUUAUAAGCCCAUGGAGAUAUGUCUUUUUCGUUGAAGUAUGGUAUACGGAGGAAUUAUCUGCUGCCUUAAUUGAAUUACGAAGUAUGGUUCUCAGUCUUACCGUGAUUGGUUCAUUCUACCGAGCGAAAAAGUUCUUUGAAAUGAUUUCGUCGUCUUCCCAGGAAUGA